AUGUAUAUAACAAGAGUAGGGAAACCAUCUGUGAGGAAACUGCAAAGUGGUAACACAGAAUGUAUGCUUUGUAUGAGCAGUUAUGAAAAUGAUUUGCAAUAUGGAGAAAUGAAAACUUUAAAUGAUGUAACUGUUCAUUACUAUUGUUUGAAAUGUGUAUAUUGUGAAUUAAUGGGUGCAACUAUAUAUUGUAUUAUCAAGAAAUGUCAAAAUGUUUUUCAUCUUAUUUGUGGUUUGCAACAAGGUACACUCCAUCAAUAUUUUGGUCAAUUUAAUUGUUUCAUUUUACAGAAAUGUGUAUAUUGUGAAUUAAUGGGUGCAACUAUAUAUUGUAUUAUCAAGAAAUGUCAAAAUGUUUUUCAUCUUAUUUGUGGUUUGCAACAAGGUACACUCCAUCAAUAUUUUGGUCAAUUUAAAUCAUAUUGUCAUGUCCAUCGACCAAAGCAAAAAGUGCCACCUGAAUAUAUUACAGAAGAUGUAAAAUGCUUGAUAUGUUUAAACAAUGUUCAUGGUUUUGUAUCUAAUGAUUCUUUAUGGCCUCCUUGCUGCAAGAAUAUAUGGUUUCAUCGCAUUUGUGUACAAAAAUUAGCUUUGAGCACUGGAUAUUUUUUUAAAUGCCCUCUCUGCAACAAUGUUGAUUUAUUUGUGGAAGCAAUGAAAAAACAAGGAAUUUACAUUCCUUCAAGGGAUGCUUCAUGGGAACUGGAGGAAAAUGCUUAUAGUGAUUUAUUAUUUUCAUAUUCUCGUUGUGAUGCAGUUACAUGCUAUUGUCCUAAAGGUCGAACAUACUCAAGUAAUGAGAGUGAAAAUGGUUCAGAACUGCAACCUGGCCCUAGCAGUGCAAAAGAUGAUACAGAAAAAGAGAAAAGUGACACUUCAUCGGACAAGGAACUUAGUCAAUAUACUAGAAAGGCUAAAUUGGGAAUUUCUGAACAGGCAACAAACAAGUACAGAAAGCAGAAAUUCACAAAAAAGUGGAUGAAAGAUGCACAAUUUUCUAAAUGGCUAGCAGAAUCAGAAGAUGGUAAAUAUAAAUUUUGUAAUGUAAUUCUAAAUUCAAAAAAAUUUGAUUUAGUGAAACAUUGUAAAAGUAAUAAGCACCAACAAAAUGCAUCAAGGUGUUGGAGGAAAAGAUGGUAUUAUGGAACCCUGCAGAAAUUAGCUUUGAGCACUGGAUAUUUUUUUAAAUGCCCUCUCUGCAACAAUGUUGAUUUAUUUGUGGAAGCAAUGAAAAAACAAGGAAUUUACAUUCCUUCAAGGGAUGCUUCAUGGGAACUGGAGGAAAAUGCUUAUAGUGAUUUAUUAUUUUCAUAUUCUCGUUGUGAUGCAGUUACAUGCUAUUGUCCUAAAGGUCGAACAUACUCAAGUAAUGAGAGUGAAAAUGGUUCAGAACUGCAACCUGGCCCUAGCAGUGCAAAAGAUGAUACAGAAAAAGAGAAAAGUGACACUUCAUCGGACAAGGAACUUAGUCAAUAUACUAGAAAGGCUAAAUUGGGAAUUUCUGAACAGGCAACAAACAAGUACAGAAAGCAGAAAUUCACAAAAAAGUGGAUGAAAGAUGCACAAUUUUCUAAAUGGCUAGCAGAAUCAGAAGAUGGUAAAUAUAAAUUUUGUAAUGUAAUUCUAAAUUCAAAAAAAUUUGAUUUAGUGAAACAUUGUAAAAGUAAUAAGCACCAACAAAAUGCAUCAAGGUUAUGGAAAUUGCUGUUGUGUGAAACUUGUGGAUCUCAAGGUUGUCACAGAAAAUGUUCCAACUUAGAAUUAAUUAAUCAUUGGGAAUGUCCAAAUUGUAGAGAGAUUACUCAAAACAUGCUUCCAGAAGUUAAAAAGAAAAAGAAAAAACAAUUCCAUAAAAAGUGUAAAAAUAUUCAAGUCAGUGGUAAUUCUAAUGAAUGUUUAGCUUCUUCUGUAAUUUCUUCCUUUUCAACAGUAUCAUUAUCAUCAUCGUCAUCAUCAUCAUCAUCAUCAACACAUAAUAAUAAUCAUAGUGAAAAUUCUAGUACUGAUGAUAAUUUACUAAAGACAGAUAUUGUAGAAGAUUGUAUUAAAGUUAAAGAAAAAACUAAAAAUAAUAAUUUAUCUUUACCCAAAAUAACUCUUUUCCUUAAAGACUUUUUACUUUCUCAUCUGAUUUCUCACAGUUUAAUUAGUGUGGAGUGUUCUGAUGAUGAUAAUUUUGAUUUUCUCAAAAUAUUCGAAUCAGAAAUAAAGCAAUUACAAAUAAAUGUAGAUGAUUUUGAAAAACAAAGUACGUGUUGUGAGAAACAAAAUGGAUUUGAAAAUACAGUUUCCCGUCAUCAAAUACUGCAUAGUUUACUUACUGAAAGUAAUAAUGUACAAAAUAAAUCGAAUACAACGUUUAAUACAUAUACUUGUCAUCCACAAAAUAUUUUGCAAGAAAUGUGUGCAUCAAUCAUAACUAAUAGAGAUGAUUCAAGUAGUUCUGAUAACCAAGUAAAUUCUGGAUGUACAGAUACAAAUAAAAUUUCUAAAGAAGAAAAUAGUAAAGGAUAUGAAAAAAUACCAGGCUGUAAUUCAUAUAAUCCAAUUUCGCUAAAAAGAGAAUAUUCUGAUUUAGAUAAUGUAUCAAGUGACUGUUUGGAAGAUAUAGAAAUUAUUGAGGAAAUUAAAAAGCCUAAACUAAUUGAAGUAAUUGAUAUGUUAGAUGAUGAUUCAGAUACAAAUAGAAACAAAUUUGAUGGAAAUGAAAUUAUUGAAAUCAUUGACAACAAUAUUUAUGACAGAAAAGAAGUUUUUAAUAUUGAUGAGAAUGUGAUUGAAAUAAUAGAUUUAAAUGAUUGAACAUUAUGUUUUUUAAGAUAAAAUAAAUUAUUUUUAUUGUACAGUAAAUAAUAUAUUUAAUGACUGUAUAAUUCAGAAUGUAUUCAAUAUAAAAGAUCAAAGAUACAAUAGAUGCAGUAUUGUUUUUAUAAUUUUUUUAGAAAUUUUUUACUAAAAUGUAUCAGUUAAAAUAAAUCAGAUCACAGUAAAAUUAUCAAUAGUUACCUUUUAUAUUUUAAUGCAAUUAUAAUAACUGAGAUUACUAUAUAUGUUCAUUUAUGACAAAUAUAUUAAUUCAUUUUGGAUAAAUUGAUAAAUUUUAUGAAUAUAAAAACAAAUUUUAUAUCAUUUUAUUGAAUAUGUAUGAUUGUACUAUGAAAUUGUAAAUAUGAUAAAUUAUCAACAUGAUCAUUGUCACCAUCUGUAAAGAAAAAGGAGCAUAUGUACAGUGUGCAGUCUUCAGCUUUCCAUAUGUGGGAUCAAAUUCCCCUCUUUCAACUUCUGAAUCUGGUUAAGUUGAUGAAAGACAGAAUGUUUUCCUUGACUUUAAACAAAGGAAAGGAAACUAUUAACAAACAUUUUCUCAUUUUUGGAUGGCUUUGUGAAAAGUUGAUAUUUUUUUACAGUUGUUUUUGAAUAAAGGUUCAGUUCUGCAAAACAUUUUUCAGUGUAUUUACAAAUUUGAUAUUUGUAUGUGCGUUGAUUUUGAUGAUUAUUUGUGUAAAAACUGGUUUCCACACUUUUUCAAACAGAAAUAAUGACCUUUUUGUAGUGUUGAUAAUGUUUUUUACCACACUGUAUUAUAGAAUUGGUUACUUGUUUUAAUAAAGCUAUGUUUUUUUAUGAUGAAACAAUAAUUAAAGAAGUCAUGACAAUAAUCACACUUAUUACUGUUUUAUUGGUAAUUCAAAUUACACAUCCUAAAAUAUCUUCUUAGUAUUGCUAUGUAAUUGCUGUAAACUGUUUUCCUUUUAUACAAAAAUGGCUCUGUUUUAUUAGUAGUAUAAUGAUAUUUAAACAAACAUAUAGAUCCAUAAGUACUGUAUUUAUAAAAAAAAAUUUUUUUUAAUUAGAUGUAUAAAAGAUAUUUCAGAAAAAAAUUUGUGACAUGAAAGGAAUGAAAUAUAGUAGAGCAUUGAUUAACCAAAUAUCAAUCAACCGAAACAUUGGUUAACUGAAAGUGUUCCAGUCAGCAAAUUUAAAUUUUUGCUAGUGCUGUGACGCUGCAAUAUUUGGCUGUCUUGGGCUACUCCAAUAUUACUUUUGUUGGUGUGCAUGUUUUAGCUGACAGUACUGGCACAACCAUGAGAGGGUACUUAAGGACGUGCCAGGAUUUGAACGAAUUUCAACAUGGGAUAGGUUAAUAUAUUUUUUCAUGCAUAAUCAGUUAUCAGAACAACCCCAGUCUUGAAUUGUUUCAGAUAAUCGAAGCUCAACUGUAUUAAUAUAGAAAAAACUUGGUAUGUUAUGUUUCUGACAUCACUGUAUAGAUAUUGUCUAUUGACCAGAAAAAUAUUUACCAACUGGAAACACUUUAAAGUGAAAAUUCUGCAUCUACACAACCGAACUUGCUCAAGUGCAACAUUUGUAUGCAAAAAAUUAAUUACAUUGUACCUAUAAAGAUGAAUCAAAAAUUAAACUUUUCUAUUCAUAUUAUAAUAAAAUAUUUUAAGAUAAAGAUUAAAUCUUAAUACAUAUGUAUAUAUGUACUGUACUGUACAUACUGUAUACAGAACAUUUUGUAUAUACUGUAUACAAGUACAAUACAAUACUUGAACAUCUAUCCAGGGGCAACAGAGAUCUUUCCAGCAUUGCAUUAAUGUAUCUAUGUGAUACAAUAAUAUAAUAGUUUAGCCAAAUUAAUUAGCAAUUCUUGAAGAGUCAAUAUCUUCAACAAUCUUCUGCUGUGAUGUCAUUACAAAGAGACAUGGCCUAUAUGUACCAUAGGUAGCUGUGGUCUAGAUCCUAAGUUAAAGAACACAGUUCAUAAAUUCUAGAACAGACUCUUAAAUUUUUUCUUUCCAAAUUUAUAUCUAAUAAAACAUGUGGGAAUAUACAUAUGAAGUGUGCAAUGUUGUAAAUGCCAAAAAACAAAAUUUUCAGAGGAGGCAAAAAAACACUUUUUCUAGUAAAUAAAUUAAUUUCAAUAUUACAAGAAAAUGGUAAAAACUCACUAGGUUACAAAUUCUCUGGAAUAUCAAAAUGAUGUAAACAUAAGCUGUAACAUUUUAAGCACCAAAAUUCACUUUGGCACUUUAAACAUUAUGGCUUCACAUAAAUUCAACUUUAAAAUACAGCCACUUGGGGUGGAUGUACAUAUGUGGCGUGGCAACAAAAAGCAAUGUUGCAAAUGCAUCUUUGCCCAACCACACAAGUGACAACCUGCUUAGAUUUUGGCACUUGCAUACAGUUUUCAAGAUGGCAAGCAAUACCAACACUGCCAUUAUCCACAUGUUUACAAAUUUUGUUUUGUAUGACUUGCUUUAUUUAGCUAGAAGAUUUUGGAUUAGAGAUAUUUUCUUGGAUGGAGAAAGAACUGAUGUACAAAAUAUGCUUAUUCCUUGAUUAAGAUCUCUCAAUAAAGAAUACUAUUUCAUUCCAGCUUAGGCGAGAGUAACUUAUGCAUUAACUUCUCUACCUGAAUGGUUGGUGCCCUGGCCUUAUCAAUGAUUGGUCUUAGCUGUUGUCCAGGUUUGUGGACUUUUGCAAAGGCGAAUAUAUUAUGCUCUGACACACCCAAUAGACCUAAGCUAGCCAAACGCCUGGAAUUAAGGAAUAUCACAUUAGACUCCCCAGAUACGCCAGAAUAUUUGCAAAAGUCCACAAACCUGGACAACAGCUAAGACCAAUCAUUGAUAAGGCCAGGGCACCAACCAUUCAGCUAAAGUUAAUGCAUAAGUUACUCUUGCCUAAGCUGGAAGGAUAUACUUAUGCUCUGACACAC
Molecule: messenger RNA, 5725 nt
Organism: Centruroides sculpturatus (bark scorpion)
Lineage: Eukaryota; Metazoa; Arthropoda; Arachnida; Scorpiones; Buthidae
Exons: 14
Coding region: 1-2802 (933 amino acids)
Cellular component (GO): nucleus
Source: RefSeq, a predicted model, not a curated record